AUGCACAGGCGGUUGCUGAGGGAUGCCCAGACCCCCGAGAAGCUGCAACGCAACCGGUCGCUGGCUGGGAACAGCCGGCUCUCCAUGGAGGAGAAGAAGCGGAAGGUCAUCCGAAACCUGCGGCGCUUGGAGAGCCUGGGCCUCGUGGACUCCACUGAUGAGUACCAAGGACUCAUUAAUGAGAUGGCCAAGGACAUCCGCAACCAGCGGCGUUAUCGGCAGCACCGCAAAGCGGAGCUCCUGAAGCUGAGACAGACCCUCCAAGGGCUCGACUCCAAGACGUCGUUUUACGAAGAGCAGAUUGACUAUUACAACCAGUACAUCAAGACCUGCCUGGACAACCUGGCAGCCAGCAACAA
Molecule: messenger RNA, 359 nt
Organism: Tinamus guttatus (white-throated tinamou)
Lineage: Eukaryota; Metazoa; Chordata; Aves; Tinamiformes; Tinamidae
Source: RefSeq, a predicted model, not a curated record